AACAUGCAGAUCUUCGUCAAGACGUUGACGGGUAAGACCAUCACGUUGGACGUCGAGCCUUCGGACUCGAUCGACAACGUCAAGCAGAAGAUCCAGGACAAGGAAGGCAUCCCUCCGGAUCAGCAGCGCCUCAUCUUCGCCGGCAAGCAGCUCGAAGAUGGCCGCACGUUGAGCGACUACAACAUCCAGAAGGAGUCGACGCUUCACCUCGUCCUCCGCCUGCGUGGUGGUGGCAAGAAGCGCAAAAAGAGAACUACACCAAGCCGAAGAAGGUCAAGCGCAAGCACAAGAACGUCAAGCUUGCCGUCCUCAAGUUCUACAAGGUCAACGACAACGGCCAGAUCCAGCGCCUCAAGAAGGAGUGCCCGUCGCCCGAGUGCGGUGCCGGCGUCUUCAUGGCCACGCACUUCGACCGCCACUACUGCGGCAAGUGCCACGUCACGUACAAGUUCUCGACCGAAAACUAAGUGCUGAACGCUAAUGCAAUGCUGCCUGAGAGUAUUCUUCCA
Saprolegnia parasitica CBS 223.65 is the source of this 509-nucleotide messenger RNA. RefSeq lists its product as hypothetical. Gene Ontology annotation, molecular function: protein tag activity; ubiquitin protein ligase binding. NCBI's taxonomy places the organism in Eukaryota, Oomycota, Saprolegniomycetes, Saprolegniales, Saprolegniaceae. The coding region runs from base 4 to 474 and encodes 156 amino acids. The record is from RefSeq and is a predicted model, not a curated record. Gene Ontology annotation, cellular component: cytoplasm; nucleus. The transcript has a single exon. Gene Ontology annotation, biological process: modification-dependent protein catabolic process; protein ubiquitination.